CUGAGGAACCUGAAGGGAGGAACCGGUGUUUUAAUCCUACAAAUGGCGCGCCUAUGGCAUAAAACACCUUCCUACUUCGAAAAGUUGAAACCCUAGAAAUUAUGAUUUUUCUUACAAAUCCAUAUGCACGGUUUCUUUUUUUCAAUGGUUUCAGAGGAUCUUCAUCUCUCCUGUCGUCCUCCCUUCAGACUGGAAAAAGAGACGCAGUGGCCUGCAUCGGGAUGCACACACGCUCUCUUUCUUCGUCAGUUGAGUUUCUAGAGAUUGAAUGUGAUGAAUAUGGUAAUGAUGUAAAAGCAGCAGAGAAAGAUACUGCACUACGUCUAGCUAUCUCCCGACUUGCGGGUGAUUUUGGCAGAGAAUCUAUGUUGUCACUGCAGCGCUUUUUUGUCUCACGACAUGCACCAGUGAUAUCAACAGGAUCAUUAAAACUGGAUCUAGCUCUUGGAAUUGGAGGAUUACCAAAGGGAAGAAUAGUAGAAAUUUAUGGCCAAGAAGCAUCGGGCAAGACAACUCUUGCUCUUCAUAUUAUCAAAGAAGCUCAAAAGCUUGGAGGAUAUUGUGCAUAUCUUGAUGUAGAGAAUGCAAUGAACCCUUCAUUUGCAGAAUCCAUGGGUGUAAAUGUAGAUAAUCUUCUUAUUUCACCUCCGGAUUCUGCUGAAAAUUUGCUGAGUAUGGUUAAUACACUGACCAAAAGUGGAUCGAUGGAUGUAAUUGUGGUUGAUAGCGUGGCUGCUCUUGUUCCCCAACAUGAACUUGAUGUUGUGAUAGGUGGCACCUACCAAGAUGUACAGUCACAAAUUAUGGCCCAAGCUCUGCGAAAAAUUCAUUAUUCAUUAUGCCGGUCCGAAACUCUCAUCAUUUUUGUUAAUCAGGUUAGAUCAAGUUUGAAAUCAAGUCAUGGCUUUGGACGCUUGGAUGAGGUUACUUGUGGGGGAAAUGCCUUAAGAUUUUAUGCAGCUGUGCGGUUGAGAGUUAUGAGAACUGGAUUGCUGAGGACUGAGGACAAGGUUACAGGCCUUGGGGUCUGUGUGCAAGUGGUGAAAAAUAAACUAGCACAUGCAACGAAAAAAGCUGAUCUGGGGAUACAGUUUGGAAGAGGCAUUUGCUUUGAAUCUGAAGUCUUAGAACUAGCCUGUGAACAUGGAGUCAUAUGGAAAGAAGGAAGCAAAUAUAUCAUAGAAGGGGAAGCUUUCAAUAAUAAACAGGAAGCUGAACAGUAUAUGGCUCAAAACAGUGGGGUUUUAGAAAGGAUAGUCUCAUUCCUCAGAAGCCAUUUGUUUGAGAGGGAAAUAUAAAUAUAUAAGGCCCUUGAUCAUACAUUUUACUCAUAUUUGCCUACAUUUGUGAGAGCCAUGCGUCUUUGGACUCUCUGGCCUGAAGGAUCUUUGUGAAGGAGACUGCAAUGAUGUCUCUUCUUCUCCAGGUAGAAAUAUUGCUUUUGAUGCUAGAAAUUAGCAUAUACAGGAUCUGACAUGACAUAGAUAAACCAUAACACAUGAAGUUUGCUCCACCUCAUUUUUUCCUACUUCAGGAUGGUUCGUGUCAUCUAUCACUUCUUUUUCCUGGUGCCUGCUCAUGGGAGCAAUAGCAUGGAAGUAUUCUGCCUUGCUAUGUGCGAAUGAAAGGCAAAACAAUAUGUAUUCUAGUAUACCCCUUUGAUUUUAGUAAAUUGUUGGAACCGUCCCCCCAUAUCAUGAUGUAAUUUGAUGGGAUCGGACUCUGAACGGACUUAUGUUACUCCUAAUUGGACAGGAGCCCGUCCCAUAUAAGAUGCUGAUGAUUUGCUGCUGAAAAAAGUAACUUUUAUGACCA
Molecule: messenger RNA, 1815 nt
Organism: Vitis vinifera (wine grape)
Lineage: Eukaryota; Viridiplantae; Streptophyta; Magnoliopsida; Vitales; Vitaceae
Product: DNA repair protein recA homolog 2, mitochondrial
Exons: 8
Coding region: 102-1298 (398 amino acids)
Biological process (GO): DNA repair
Molecular function (GO): ATP binding; ATP hydrolysis activity; ATP-dependent DNA damage sensor activity
Source: RefSeq, a predicted model, not a curated record